GUGGUUAAUUCGCAUACCAGCUACCUAUUACUAGGCACUUACAUAUCUAUCAUUAUGUAGGUCCUAGGUAACCUGGAACUCACAAUAUACACAUGCAGUGAUAUGUAGAGGUCAUGUUGUGUCGAGUACAUAGUACAAGCUACGGUCACCAAUGUCUCAAGUCUGCCGAGGCAUGGAUCGUCAGUUCGUCUUUGCUCAUCUGUUGCUUGCAAGUCCCAAGUCCCGAGUCCCAAGUCCCGAGUCCCUUCCCCGAGAGAUAAAUAAAGGUCGGAUUUUGCCUGUUCUUUGUUGAGUUCUUUAACGGAACUUUUCUUUUUCGGGUUGUCACAUACAAUAGUCAUCUAAGUCGCGCAGACACGCGCAGCAGCAGACAUAGUGAGGUAUGAUGGACCAAGACAACAGUGAUAGGGCAAAGCCAAAGGAUACGAAGGGUAAACGUGUCGACCUGGGUGGCGUACCGUCUUCUUCGACUCAGCACGAUGCCAAUCUAGAUGCCUCAAAAAGUGGUCCAGGGAUGGCUUCAUUCAUAUCGCGGCUAGGUGCUUCUACGACCCAAUUGACCAACGCGAUGAUCCAACGGCAUCCGAGUCCCACCUGUGUGACAGAAAGUCUACCCCCUAGUAAGGGUGAAUCGUCUAAAAGCACUCGGAGUGUAAGUGCAAGUGAGACUUCGACUUGCAGGAACCAACCUGCUCAAGCAUUCUCUAAUGGCACAUUCGCAUCCACAUCAACACAGGAGCAAUGUAUCAUGGGUGAAUCAGAUUUCUCUGCCUUCCUAGAUGGCACGAACAAGUUAGAGAUAAUAGAACCUGGUCAUAUUGAGAAACAUGGCUUUGGGCAAAGCUACGAUCCUGGGUCUGAGCAGACGACACCACCAGGGAUGGCAAAUUUGGCAACUGAUGGGAUGGAUGUGGUUGAUCUCCUCGAUUCGAGAUACGACGAGGUUGAGGAAACAGCCAUGUUCUUGUCGGAUACCGAACAAGUCGCGCUGCGGUGUCAACUUUUCGAUGAUGGCGAAGCCCGUGAGCAUCUUUCACAAAGGGGGCAAUGGGAAGAUGCUUUAAAUUUCUUUCCUGACUUUGGGCCGAGUGGCAACAGCAUACAAGCAUACGCUGAUUUGCUCGGUACAUCGGAUCUGCAAGAAGCUACAAAUAUCUGGACGAGCCAAUGGCGGCACGUUCUCACGAGUUAUACCGACACAGUUUGGGGAGAUCUCAGUCCUCUGGUGAGCGUGGCCCGAGAUGAGCUUGCUAGCCUUUCAGACUUGGAAGGAAAUGAAGCUUCGCCAUCCAAGUUAAAAGCGUUGCGUAGACUUCAACAGAUCCUGACUCAUGUUCGUGGUGUUUAAGGCAAACCGUACGCAUAAUUUCGAAGCAUAUCUAUGCUCCUCUGCGUCAGCAUGUUAGGUAAUUACAGUACUAUUAACUCGGAAGAAGGAAUUAGGAAGAACAUUGAAGUUCAAAAAUUGAAUAGCAUGAAUAAUUAGUACAACUUAUGUGGAUGAUUUACAUUUGCUGUUCGGUGCGAACUGAUUGGUGCUAAUGACAAGCACUUGAAGGAGGGACAAGUCACAUAUCUGGGCAUGUACGUACGUACUUAUUGCCUAUCUGACCCAAUCAAGUCGUCGCUGAUUGGAUAGGGCCAACGCCCCCGGUAAAAACGGGGUGGAGAUGCUGGAUUGGAG
Messenger RNA from Hypoxylon fragiforme, 1684 nucleotides. RefSeq lists its product as uncharacterized. The record is from RefSeq and is a predicted model, not a curated record. Bases 383 to 1348 code for a protein of 321 amino acids. NCBI's taxonomy places the organism in Eukaryota, Fungi, Ascomycota, Sordariomycetes, Xylariales, Hypoxylaceae. The transcript has a single exon.